Messenger RNA from Yamadazyma jaroonii, 1515 nucleotides. NCBI's taxonomy places the organism in Eukaryota, Fungi, Ascomycota, Pichiomycetes, Serinales, Debaryomycetaceae. The record is from the annotation of a GenBank genome assembly.
AUGAGACCUGUAAGUAUAGAUGAAUUAUUGGCAGUAAAUAAGCCGAAAUUCAUACGGAAAGAUAAGAGAAUACGACAAGAAGCCAAAGUUGUCAAGAAGAAGAAAGUCGUGGUAGAAAAAGAUAACUUUACCACCAAGCCAGUGGUAAAUCCAUCUAAGAAAGAUAAGUUCAGUUUUGAUUGGGAUGAACAAGAUGAUACUUCUCAGGGUUUCGUGCCAUUGGUGGUAGAUGAAGGAGCUUAUGAUGACAUUGGUGGAAGGUCUGAUUGGAGGGAUAAGAAUCUACAAACUAUGACGUCCAGUGAUUGGAGAUCUUUCAGAGAAGAGUUCAAUAUUAAGACCAAGAACUGUGAUAUCAACCCCAUGAGAUCAUGGAAAGAGUCCAGUUUAGCUCCAGAGAUAGUCAAAUUACUCCUAGAGCUUGAGUUUUAUGAUCCCACACCAAUCCAGAGAUGUUCAGUCCCCAUUGCUGAACAUAAGGAUAUCAUAGGUAUAGCAGAGACUGGGUCAGGUAAGACGUUAGCUUAUUUGAUCCCCCUAAUGAAUCAUAUUUUGAAACUCCCACCCGUGCACCUACAAAAUCCAACAGAUAAGCCUUUAGGACUUGUGCUUGCACCUACAAGGGAAUUAGCCAAUCAAAUAAAGAAUGAGGUGGAUAACUUCACUUCUUUAGGUAUAAAUAGUGUUAGUAUCAUUGGUGGACAUCAGUAUCAAGAAACUAUCGAUGCAUUAAACUCCGGUGUUCAUAUCGUGGUAGCUACUCCCGGUAGACUUAUCGAUAUCCUUGAGAAGAAACUCCUUAAUUUGAGUGAUUGUAACUUCCUUAUAUUUGAUGAAGCAGAUAGAAUGAUAGAUAUGGGGUUCGAGAAGGAUUUGGAGAAGUUAUAUACUUACCUUCCUACCACCAGAAGGUCAUUGAUGUUCACCGCCACAUUCUCCAAAUCCAUCAAUGAUAUGACUUCAAAGUAUUUGCAAGACCCAGCCCAAUUGGUUAUUGGAAAGAUAGGUGAGAAGGUCGAUAACAUCACCCAACAAUUUGAAUAUGGCGAUGAACUCACGGAGGAUAAGAAAUUAGGAAGAUUAUUGACGGUAUUGAAAAAUCGUCCUACAAUUAUAUUUGCUAACUAUAUCAAGACUGUGGAGUAUUUAUCCCAGCAUUUGUCAGAGAAGGGUUACAAAAACGUCACUCUUCAUGGAUCUAAAUCACAAAUGGCCAGGGAGCGUGCUAUUGAUGAGUUCAGUAACAAUAAAGUAAAUAUCUUGGUGGCUACUGAUGUGGCAGCUAGAGGUAUAGAUAUUGAUAUUUCAUGUGUAGUGAAUUACCAGAUGCCAAAGAAGAUCGAUGAGUAUAUUCAUAGAAUCGGUAGAACGGGGAGAGCUGGGAAUUAUGGGUAUAGUUUUUCGUUCGUUGAUGGCAAUGAUGAACAUCUUUUUGUGGAUUUGAAGAAGUUUUUGAAGAAGAAUAUUCCUAGUUGGUUAGAGAGGAAGACGUCUCAGCAGACGAUAAGAGAUUAG